AGAAAACGACACGCAUAAUAGAACAUUCGUGUUUUCGGUAGACUGCACGGGAAGGACCGCCGUCUUAUCAUCCUUCUGCCGCUUGGCAGGCGCGUCUGCCUCCGCGCUUUCAACACUAUCGACGAUCUUUCAACACUGCAUUUCAGUCGUCAGGCUGUGAUAAAGUUUUCGCGCACUUUAGGGUCGACGCGAAUCCUUCGAUAUCCCCCCUCGAAUCGUAGCUAUCGAAUCGAUAUAUCAGUCGCCAACGAUGCCGUCCAUAAUACGAACGUUCAGCUCCGCAACCACCCUUUUCAUCCUCCUCUUCACAAUCCCGCUUACCUUCGAUGUCGGCGGCCGAUCAUGCGGGCUCGCCUUUUCGCUUUCCCUUUCGGUUUACUAUUUCUUUGUCAGCAUCCUGCGACUAUCCACACCUGAUUCAUCGCGGAUCCGAAGGACGGGGAUAUUCUUUCUGCAACACACGCAGUGGUUCGUCAUCGCGUUCCUGAUGCUCUGGACCAUGAACAAAUUUUCCGUGGACGCUGAGGCCGAGGGAGGAGGUGGCUGGGUCACGAAGGCGUUUGGUGCGAAGGAGAAUCCGACGAUGGAGGACGGGUUGUGGAAUUGGGUGUUCGGGCAAGGUGGGGUGUUGGAGCAGUGGACGAUUGGAGGAUGGGAUAAGUUCUUGAGGUGGAGCACGCCAGCUUUUCAACUUGCGGAGGGGUUCUGCAGUUUGUUGGUGAUACAAGUCGCUGGACAGAUUACGCGGUGGCUCGUAAAUCGAGAGCGAGGAGAUAGCUGGAUGAUCGGCCUCCUCACCGUCUCCGCCAGCAUUUUCGCCUCCUCCAUCUACUUUCUCUACCGAAUCACCACCUUCCCCUCAAUCUCUCCCACCUCCGCCGUCCUCAUCGGCAGCAUCAUCACCUGCGCCAUCUUCCUCUGCAUCUGGGGUAUCGCCUCCGGCCGCGGCAACCCCGUCGAAUCCUCCCUGCUCUUCGCCUACAUCACCCUCUGCAUCUACCAAAUCUUCACCGACUUCCGCGGCCACUCCCUCGCCUCCGAAGUCUCUCAAGACCCCUCCUCCGACCCCCCUGCCCUCCCUCCUCUCCCACCGAUCAUCAUGGCCUCCUAUUCCACCCUGCUCGCCGCCCUCCACUCCCUCCCGGAAAUCCUCCACACCUCCUUCGCCUUCGUCCACGCCGCCCUCCUCACCAUCACUCCCUCCGUCCUCGUCUCCCUCGCCUUCCGCGUCGCCGUCAUGUCCACCGCCGUGCGCCUCGUCCCCGUGAUCCGCGACGGUGGCGCCCGCGCGCUCGGCUCGGAGCUCUCCCUCGACGACUCGGACGAGGCGGGGCGGUUCCUGGCGGGGCUUUCCUGGUUCUCCCCCACGAUUUUGGUCGCGGUGUACACGAGCCUGCUGAUGCAGCAUUUCGAUCGCGGGACGCUGGAGGGGACCGGGAUGGGCGUUGGCGCUGGUGUCGGAAAUGGCGCGGCGUGGGGAGGAAUGUGGAUGUGGGGCGGCGGCAAUUUCUGGGAUUUCUGGCGCUGGAUUAAUCUGGUUGUGACGAUGGCACUGUAUGCGGUGGAGAUGCAGUUGGGGAGGGACGAUGGUGGAUUGACGACGCACUGGAAAGAUGAUUGAGCAGCGAAAUCGUUACAAGCGCGGGAUUCUUCCCAGCUGGCCCUUGGAAACCGGGAUUUCGAACAGUAACACGGCACAUCGAAGUUGGUGCCUGGAUCCGCGGGAGGGCGGAGAGGCGGAUGCGAACUCGCCCAGCAGCAUGUCGAGCGGAAUUUCCGAAGAAUGAGACUGAGUUGAGAGGAUGUAGACAGUCCACCAUCGCGGCAUUCGAAACGCUUCCUCGAAACUCUUCUAGCUACUUCUAGACGCGCAUCAAAGCAACGCGGAGGAUGGAGUAGCGUCCGAACACGGUGGCUCGAAGAGAAACAGCCAGCGAGUCGAUUCGAGACGGACAUACCAAGCGCUUGAAAGCUGAGCGACAAAGACGUG
Molecule: messenger RNA, 1990 nt
Organism: Eremomyces bilateralis CBS 781.70
Lineage: Eukaryota; Fungi; Ascomycota; Dothideomycetes; Eremomycetales; Eremomycetaceae
Product: ICE2 family protein
Exons: 2
Coding region: 251-1621 (456 amino acids)
Biological process (GO): endoplasmic reticulum inheritance; septin ring assembly
Cellular component (GO): endoplasmic reticulum membrane; perinuclear endoplasmic reticulum; cortical endoplasmic reticulum
Source: RefSeq, a predicted model, not a curated record